AUGGCAGAUGCGGAAUGGGAGGCUCAUAAGGCAGAGAUUGAGCGCCUUUACAUCAGAGAGAACAAAAAGCUAGAGAAGGUCUUGCAAUUCAUGGAAGCAACACAUGGCUUUCGCAAAACGAAAAAUCAAUACACGGCAAGAUUUAAGAAAUGGGGUUUCAAGAAAUAUCGCAUGGGCGCUCUCAAGUGGAGACACGUAAACCGGGAAAUACAAAAGAGGGCAGCUGAAGGACAGAAUCUCGAAGUCUGGUUCGAUGGUGUCAAUUACAAUCAAAAAACAGUGCAAUUUGAGAUCCAUCGUCAGGGAUUUCAGAGAGAGAUUGACAAGUAUCGUCGAGAACCAUUGUCCCCAACACCUGAAGGACUUAUUAUCUGCUCCCCUGGUCCGUCGAUCUUCCAAUUUACAUGGCCACAGAAUCUCCCAUGGUUCAUUUUCUCCAAUACUGCGCUAAGCAGACUACAAAACGUCCCGAGCAACCCAUCUAUUUCACUGGAACAUCCAGGGGUUCGGGAGAAAGACCUACCUUCCCAAAUCAUUGAACGCGGCCUCAUCGAUUCUCUCAGCUCGCUUAUGAUCGGAAACCAUGCCAAAGUGCUGCGCACCGGACGCAAUAGCUCCAGGGUAGCAGCAGCUCUGAGCUCAAUAAUGCCUGAACAACACGAAGGUCAAAAUCUUUACAUAGCCGAAAGACUUUGUGGUCUCAGAGGUGGCAGUGAUGCCGUGCAGUGCUUACAAGUGGCAUUUUUUCUGCUUUCCAACAAUUUUAAAAUCAGUGAGCCUGAUGAUAAUUCUUGGAAUUCGAAUAUACGAAAUCACUUGAAGAGACCCUCGGAUGACGAGAUGAAUGGUGACUUUGACCAUGAGUGGGAUUUCCUUUCCCAUAAUAAGCAGCCAGAACAGCCCAGAACCAGCAAGGAAGAUCAAACGAUCAUGGCAUUAUUCUAUCUUUCGGGCCUCAAUACUGUCAGCAACCUCAAAGAUCUACUUUCCCUCCCCGGGGCAACAGCACAAGUUAUAUCGCACAAGCUUUUUGCAAGUGCGGUGAGAUCUAAGGAUGUAAGAGCAGUUUGGAUGGCUUUGAAAGCUGGUAUGAGCCCUGAUACCAAAGUUUUACAUGAUGGAUGGCUCGUGCCACCUUUGAUAGUGGCUUCCAACUUCAGAGACCCCCGAGCAGCUCUGGACAUGUGUAACUUGUUCCUAUCAUAUGGUUCUGGGCUCAAGAAUGUCGAAGUUCUAGAAUGGGCGCUUUGUCAAGCAAUCUACUCAAGAAAUAAUGAGCUCGUCAAACUAUUUCUGGCUCGAAAUAUUCCUAUAACAGGAGAGGCAUUGUGCGCCGCAAUUAAGACGGAAACCCCAGACAUUCUCUCUAUGCUCCUUGAUGUUGACCCCAAUAUAAACAAACGAAGUGGUGAUGUAUAUGAUCUUACAAUCCUCGGGCUAGCUGUGGACCGGAACGAUGUUUCUCUGACGAAAUAUCUGCUUGGCUUAGGCGCGGAUGUUGACGCAAUCCAAGACGUGAAAUUCCGUGAAAACUGCAUUCUCAAGUCAACAACACUGGGACUCGCGAUAAGGAAAGGCAACGACGACAUAAUUGAUCUUCUUUUGGAAGCUAAUCCAAAUAUCAACCACCAAGAAGCAUCAGAUAAAUACAUCCCCCCACUCGUCUUAUCGGUUGAGGUUGAAUAUGGCGCCAUCAAUAUCACACGGCGUCUGCUAUCCGCGGGUGCAGAAGUCUCUACUGGUGAUGGAAUUCAAGGAAUGAGCCUCGUGCAACGGGCUCUUAAGAAAAACGAUCUUGAAACUUCUAGACUGCUCAUAUCCUACGGAGCCAGAGUAGAGCCAACUCAGAUGGAGAAGUACUAUACCUCCAUCCUGUAUAAAAAUGUGGAGAUGAACAAUCUCGACACUGCAAUUUCCCUAUUGAGCUGGGGCGCAAGGAAAGAUGAAAUUUACAACGGAGUCCCAGACACCAUCCUCGGCGCAGCCAUAGCAAAUGGGCACUGCGAAAUGAUUAGAUCUCUUCUCCAAGCUGGAGCGACAAAUACUGGACGAAGUCUGAUUCAGAUUGGGAAUUUGGAAACUACAGUGUACUUGGAACAGCUUGGGCUGCUGCCUGAAAUCCUCCAUCGCUAUGGUCAACCGAUACUCGUGUCUGCUAUCAAGAUGUCCCGGGGAGGCGAUGAUGGUCUUGUCCGAUAUUUGCUCGAUCGUAAUAUUGACAAGCAGCCCAAAAAUGUCGGACUUGAGCCAUUUUCCGAUAUGAAAAAGUAUUCUAGAAGGCAGACUCGGUCUAGAUUCAGUUGGUGGCACCCGGAGCGUUUCGGUAUCUCCGAUGUUUGCACAUCUCCGCUUGCAGCUGCAAUUGAUUCCUUAGACUUUCCAAAAAGCCUCUCAUUAGCGAAGCUUUUAAUUGAACGAGGAGCAAGAAUCGGAGAUCUUGAACUGACAGCAGCAGUCGAGCAUUAUCAAUGCGAUUCGAAACAAUUUGAAAUACUUCAACUGCUUUUGGACAAUUUGUCACAGCAGCCUUGUGCUGUCCCGAAUGCCUUCAUGAAGGCUUUGCAAGAUCAUUGCACUAUUUUCCUUAUGCGACGCUUUUUGGAAAUUGGUCUUGACCCCGGAGGCAAAGUUGAUGCCUACGGAUCUCUGGGAAGUAUAUUCCUGUACCAGCUGCACGGAUUCAUCGACUACAAAGUUCUCGAUUCUAUCCUUGAAGUAGCAGUCACUUCGCAAGAUGGUGCAUCACUCAAGACCUUUCUGUAUUCUCGAACAUGGACUCCAGUUGAGAAAGGACGUGCGCUCACCACAGCCCUGCAUUACUAUCGCAAUUUCGCGGUACAGGAUUUAUUGGAUGCCGGUGCCGAUGUGAAUCAGGUGGUCGAGCUUGAAUAUGAAUUCCCUUCGCCACUUUGGAUUGCCGUUAAGUGGCAGGAUAUCUCUCUAACCAGACGCCUGAUUGCUCUCGGUGCUGAUUGUGAUGCGAGCAACUCGUGGUACGAAUCCAUGGAAGAUGUCCCAGAGACAUCAAUCCUCUGCGCUGCAGUGGAGACCGGAAACAGGCACAUUGUAAAGGUCCUCCUUGAUGCAGGGGCAGAUGUCAACCGACCAGCCCCGUCUCACUGUGGAAGAACGGCAUUACAAUACGCGGUGGAAGAAGGAAAUGUUCCAGUAGUGGACAUGCUAUUGGACGCUGGAGCAGAUCCUAAUCAGUGUGCGGCCGAAUCUAGGGGCGGAACAGCGCUCCAGUUUGCUGCAAUCAAGGGAUACAUCGGUAUCGCUCUCAAAUUACUUGCAAAGGGAGCAGAUGUCAACGCAAGAAAGUCUUUGCGAAAUGGCAGAACAGCGUUGGAGGGGGCUGCGGAACAUGGUCGCAUUGAUAUGCUGCAGCUGCUUCUGAAUGAAGGUGCAUCAAUUGUGGAAAGUGGCCGCCACCAAUACAUUCGAGCAGUCAAAUUGGCAGAAAAUAAUGGUAAAUUCGGUGCAGCAAAGCUACUCAGAGAUCAUGGGGGUUGGACUGAGUGGGAUGCAAGGCAGUAUGAACAUGAGAAGUUUUAUGAUGAGAGUGGCUGGGGACCUUCGGAGCCACCUUCGCCCCCCACGCUUAUAGGAAAUCACUGGUAUCACCACCGCUUUAAAGCAAUCUAG
Messenger RNA from Aspergillus luchuensis, 3645 nucleotides. RefSeq lists its product as uncharacterized. The transcript has 4 exons. The record is from RefSeq and is a predicted model, not a curated record. NCBI's taxonomy places the organism in Eukaryota, Fungi, Ascomycota, Eurotiomycetes, Eurotiales, Aspergillaceae. Gene Ontology annotation, molecular function: protein binding. Bases 1 to 3645 code for a protein of 1214 amino acids.